This is a messenger RNA of Prorocentrum cordatum, 369 nucleotides long. The record is from the annotation of a GenBank genome assembly. Lineage: Eukaryota; Dinophyceae; Prorocentrales; Prorocentraceae.
AUGCACCUGCUAGACAACAAGACAUGCAUGCCCAACAUCACGACACACCGUGCGGCGCACUCUGCGCUCGACAGCGGCACGGCUCAGAUGAGGCUCGUAGCGGCGAGAAUGCACGUCGUCGUCACUUCAAUAUCAGACUCAGGGGAAACGCAGAUCAUCAAUGCCGAAGGCGAACGCGCCUCAAAUAAUGAAAACCUUGUGGUACGCAGCAGCACAAGAAAACACACACACAUAAUUCACGUCCGCCGUCUCAACGGACAUGUGCAAUUCACCCUGCGAGCCUCACGAAAAGUGUCCGAUCGGAUCAAAUCGUUAAAGAAAAGCUCAAAUCUAUCAUUCUCAUUUGGAAGACCACUGGCCCGCUGGUAA